GCUCUUCUUGCAUUGUCUCAAAUGAACGCUAUUUUAGCCGUUACUAUCUGGGAUAGAGCCAGUCUUGUAUGUAAAAAUGUGGAUGGAAAACAAAUAAUUGACCAGGACUCAUAUCGCAGCUUAUAUGUUGAUUCUGCGUGUUCAUCGGGAGAGAUAGAAUGGCGCAUGACCAGAACUAUAGUGGCUUUGCACUUUCGAAGACCUUCAGCAUUUGCUGUGUGUUUUAGUAGCAAAGCACUCGUGGGUUAUGAGAAAUUCAGUGUCUACAAUAUCUCAUUUAAUAAUAUGUUCGUUGGAAGUCCAAAUAUCGAAACGGAAGUAUGUUUAAACUCUGUGGGAAACGUUUUGGAUGUGAAUUUGCUAUCCCUUAGAAAAUACUUCAUCACGAAAGCUUACUUCAGAGUAAGGUGUAUCUCCUGAUGACAUACCUAACAAACUCAUGAUUAUAUCCGUCCAAAAGCCGUCCAAUGACCACAAAUGCUUACCUGGCCUUUUCCCCGCUGUUAACAUAUU
Messenger RNA from Saccostrea echinata, 513 nucleotides. RefSeq lists its product as uncharacterized. Bases 22 to 420 code for a protein of 132 amino acids. Lineage: Eukaryota; Metazoa; Mollusca; Bivalvia; Ostreida; Ostreidae. The record is from RefSeq and is a predicted model, not a curated record. The transcript is spliced from 3 exons.